Molecule: messenger RNA, 1034 nt
Organism: Siniperca chuatsi (mandarin fish)
Lineage: Eukaryota; Metazoa; Chordata; Actinopteri; Centrarchiformes; Sinipercidae
Gene: psma3
Product: proteasome 20S subunit alpha 3
Exons: 11
Coding region: 136-903 (255 amino acids)
Biological process (GO): ubiquitin-dependent protein catabolic process
Cellular component (GO): synapse; proteasome core complex, alpha-subunit complex; proteasome core complex
Source: RefSeq, a predicted model, not a curated record
AUUUAUCAUCAGUGGGGCUUUUAUUGUGAAGGCUGUAACCGGAAGCUCGCGUGUGGCUGCGGUGACGCAGACAGUGUGAUGAAGCGCAGAGCGGCGGGCUGAAAGCUGUUCACAGGAUCCACAGUUUGUCUUAAAAUGAGCUCCAUCGGGACCGGGUACGACCUGUCGGCCUCCACCUUCUCUCCAGACGGCCGAGUGUUUCAGGUGGAAUACGCCAUGAAGGCCGUCGAGAACAGCAGCACAGCCAUUGCGAUCCGCUGUAAGGACGGCGUUGUGUUCGGGGUGGAGAAGCUCGUUCUGUCCAAACUGUACGAGGAGGGCUCCAACAAACGCAUCUUCAACAUCGACAGACACGUCGGCAUGGCUGUAGCCGGCCUGUUGGCUGAUGCUCGCUCGCUCGCUGACGUCGCCAGAGAAGAAGCUUCCAGCUUCAGAUCAAACUACGGACACGACAUCCCACUGAAGCACCUGUCGGACAGAGUGGCCAUGUACGUCCACGCCUACACGCUGUACAGCGCUGUGCGGCCGUUUGGCUGCAGUUUCAUCUUGGGCUCGUACGACAAAGACGACGGUCCUCAGCUCUACAUGGUCGACCCGUCCGGCAUCUCAUACGGUUACUGGGGCUGUGCCAUCGGAAAAGCAAAGCAAGCCGCCAAGACGGAGAUCGAGAAACUGCAGAUGAAGGAGAUGACGUGCAGGGAGCUGGUCAAAGAGGUCGCCAAAAUAAUCUACAUCGUGCACGACGAGGUGAAGGACAAAGCCUUCGAGCUGGAGCUCAGCUGGGUCGGAGAAGUCACAAACGGACGACACGAGCUGGUGCCCAAAGACGUCCGAGAGGAAGCUGAGAAAUACGCCAAGGAUUCUCUGGAGGAGGAGGAUGACUCUGACGAAGACAACAUGUGAACUCUGCGGGCGGCUCACACACACAUCAGAUUCUUUUUUAUGUUUUAUAGUUGAUGAACAUUCAUGUCUGUUGUUUUUGCUUUUUGGUUUGAUGAAUUUCAGCUUUGAAAAUAAAAACAGUUGAAGAGGAA